CACUACCUCUCUCUUUAUCUCUCGUACUAUCUUGCCUUUGUGCAGAGCACCACCAUUCGCUUUACAUUCGAUUCUCAGUAAUCCAAUCUACGACACUCGGUCAACACUAAUCGGCUCCCUGCCUUCUUUCGACAAUCUUUUUCACUAGGCUCUCUCGAUUUUACUAUCCAAAUAAGCAACAAUGAAGUACGCUUACAUUCUCACUCUCGUGACCGUCGUCACUGCUCUUCCCCGCCCUCAAUAUGGCGCGGCUCCUCCUUCCAAGCCUCAGCCCUCUGUGCCUAUGUCGACUGGCAUCUCGGGAGGCUACCCUACCAUGCCUGGCCCGAACGGCCCUGGUUACGGAAGCCCUGGAGGUUCCCCUUCGUCGCCUGGCAAGCCUGGCAACGGUCCUACUGGCGGUGCUGGUUCUCCUGGCAAGCCAGAGGGCGACAAGCCUGAAGGAGACAAGCCUGGCAACGGUCCUACCGGCGGUGCUGGUUCUCCUGGCCAAGCCAGAGGGCGACAAGCCUGAAGGUGACAAGCCUGGCAACGGUCCUACUGGCGGUGCUGGUUCUCCUGGCAAGCCAGAGGGCGACAAGCCUGAAGGAGACAAGCCCGGCAAUGGCCCUACCGGCGGCGCUGGCUCUCCUCCCCCCAACACUCCCAGCAGUGGCACUUCUCCUGACAAGCCCAACAAUGGUCCUACUGGUAGCGCUGGAUCUCCCCCCACCCCCGGUACCCCCAGCAGCGGUCCUUCCUAUGGAGAUUCUCCCUCUGGAGGCUACUCCGGAGGUGAAUCCGGAGGCCUGGGCUUGGGACUUCCUGGUGUAGGUGGUAUCGGCGCCGGCAUCUGGGGUGGCAAGGGCGGCCUUGGUGACCUUGGUGCUGGUGUCGGUGGCCUCCUUGGCGGCGGCGCUCACGGCGGUGUUGGCGGCUCAGGCGGUCUCGGCGGCGGAAUCUUUGGCGGAGCCAGUGGAGGUGCAGGUGCUGGUAUCGGUGGCCUCGGCGGUCUCGGUGCUGGUGUUGGCGGCCUCGUUGGCGGUGGCGCUGGCCUUGGUGGCGGAAUCCUCGGAGGCGCCAAGGGCGGAGCUGGCGCUGGCAUUGGCGGCAUUGGUGGUGUCGGUGCUGGUGUCGGUGGCAACGCCGGAGCUGGUGUCGGCGGAUCUGUCGGCGGCGGCGCUGGUGUAGGUGGCGGCGCUGGUGUUGGAGGAUCUGUUGGCGGAGGUGCCCACGGUGGUGCUGGUCUUGGUGCUGGCAUCCUCGGUGGUCCUCUCGCCGGUGCUACCAGCAUCGGCAGCGGAAUCCUCGGUGGUGGAAUCCUCGGAGGCGCCAAGGGCGGAGCUGGCGCUGGCAUUGGCGGUAUCGGAGCCGGUGUUGGUGGCGGUGCCCAGGGCGGUGUUGGUGCUGGCGUUGGCGGCAUUGGUGCCGGCGUUGGCGGAGGUGCUCACGGCGGUGUUGGCGCUGGUGUCGGUGGCAUUGGUGCCGGCGUUGGCGGAGGUGCUCACGGCGGUGUUGGCGCUGGUGUUGGCGGUAUCGGAGCCGGUGUUGGUGGCAACGCUGGAGCUGGUGUCGGUGGCAUUGGAGGCGUCGGUGCUGGUGUCGGUGGCAACGCUGGAGCUGGUGUCGGCGGCAUUGGCGGUGUUGGUGCUGGUGUCGGUGGCGGUGCUCACGGCGGUGCUGGUGCCGGCAUUGGAGGCAUUGGAGGCGUUGGUGCUGGCGUUGGCGCAUCCGUUGGCGGUGGUGUUGGCGGAUCUGUCGGCGGCGGUGCUCACGGCGGUGCUGGUGCUGGUGUCGGCGGCAUUGGCGGUGUUGGUGCUGGUGUCGGUGGCAACGCCGGAGCUGGUGUUGGCGGAUCUGUCGGCGGUGGUGCCCACGGCGGCGUUGGUGCCGGUGUUGGCGGCAUUGGAGGCGUUGGUGCCGGUGUCGGUGGCAACGCCGGUGCUGGUGUUGGCGGAUCUGUCGGCGGUGGUGCCCACGGUGGAGCUGGAGCUGGUGUUGGUGGAAAUGCCGGAGCUGGUGCCGAUGUCGGUGGCGGUGCCAACGGUGGCGCCAACGGUGGUGACGAUGAGUACCCUACUCGCUAAGUGGACGGCUGAUUGACGAGAGUGUUGACUUGUACAUUAUGGAUUACUCCUCUACGCGUUACGCAUUUUAAUCUAAAUCUCUUACCUAUCUUU
Exserohilum turcica Et28A is the source of this 2159-nucleotide messenger RNA. RefSeq lists its product as uncharacterized. The record is from RefSeq and is a predicted model, not a curated record. The coding region runs from base 243 to 2066 and encodes 607 amino acids. The transcript has 2 exons. Lineage: Eukaryota; Fungi; Ascomycota; Dothideomycetes; Pleosporales; Pleosporaceae.